UCAAUUCAAAAUUCGUUUUGAUCUCGAACGAUUAACAUCAUCUUAUAAGAACUUGUUUUGACGGUGGAUCUAAUUCUUGUUGUGUUGAAAAUUUUUUUGACAAAAUGUGUGUUUUAUUUUCGUUAGUAAAUUUACUUUUAUUCGUUACUUACAGUUCUCAGUCGAGUCUACGGAUUGUAAGCGAUGAUUCUAGUGGUCAAAACGAUACGAGCGAGUCACUAAAAAAUGAUGCAGAUCACGCAGUCAUAAAACAUUUGCAUAAAAUUUACAAUUCCGAUUUGAAGAAGAAAGAUACCGACGUGAAACAACUCCUCUUGCUGAAACAACAAUACAUCGUCAGAAACCACAUCGAAGAAUUCGAAACCGAUUUCGCCCUCAGUUUCGUACCAGAUUGGUCGAAAGUUGACAAAUGGAGUUCGCCUGCUCGCCAAAGUAUCGAAAUCCGUCGCCAAAAAUGGGAAUUCAUCUUCGAUAAACACUCCGACCUGCAUCAAGUUCAAAGUUUGGCUGCAGAAUUAGCUAAAGGCGGAGUCAAUCAGUCCACGUUCUGUCGCGAGAUCGCCGAAGCGUAUUUUAUCCUUUCCCAUAAUUCGUACGUUUACAACAGAGGACCGAUGCCGAAUACCAAAGAUCAUAAAGUCAGCGAAUACAUCAACGAUCCGAUGAUGGAGAAAAGUCUCAAAGUUUUCAUGCAUAUUUUCCCCGAUUCCAAUGUCACCGUGAAUGAGGCUGAAGAAUUGGUACAAAUACCUAAAUCGGUUUACCAUAAAUUACUACGUAAGGAUACCCACGUUCAUCUUCUCAGGAAACACCACGAUUCGGAAAUGAGGCGUCAAAAGGAUAGCUACGAGAAUAAAAUCAAGGAGAUCCAUAAAGCACAUGACGAAGAAAUGUACACGGAUACUGAAAUGGAUACGGAUUCUGAUACGGAUACGGAUACGGGUUCGUCUGGUACUGGAACAGAUACCGAUAGGGACUCGUCGUAAAAUUUGAAAAAUCUUUCGAGUAAUACCUACCUAAUUAUUUGAUACUUUAUUUUAUAAGUUUAUUACACCUUGAAAGGUAUAUUUUUAGUGUUCCUGAUAUUUUUAUUUAAUUGCCUACUUUUGUAAAUAUUUCAAAUUCAUUAUGUCUAAAAUUGUACCUACUAAAUUAAAUAUAGGUUAUAAAUUUUU
This is a messenger RNA of Planococcus citri (citrus mealybug), 1175 nucleotides long. RefSeq lists its product as uncharacterized. The transcript is spliced from 4 exons. NCBI's taxonomy places the organism in Eukaryota, Metazoa, Arthropoda, Insecta, Hemiptera, Pseudococcidae. The record is from RefSeq and is a predicted model, not a curated record. The coding region runs from base 105 to 986 and encodes 293 amino acids.